This is a messenger RNA of Cladocopium goreaui, 1212 nucleotides long. Lineage: Eukaryota; Dinophyceae; Suessiales; Symbiodiniaceae. The record is from the annotation of a GenBank genome assembly.
AUGCAGCCUCGACCUGUUCGACUUGUGCCACAGCUGGUGCCACAGCUGGUGCCUGAUGCAGCUAGCCAUGUGGCUCCGGCCACUGCCGCCCCAAUAGCUAUGGGCUCCCAUGGUUCCUCCAUGGCACCGAGAAUGGUCAUGGGCUCAAUGGGCUUAGUGUCAGCCGCUGUAGCCUGCAGAAAGCAUAGAAAGCUUUCAGGGAUCAGGUCCGUCAAUGCCAACCUCACGCGUUGCCGCGCCGAAGGGGAAGCAGAUCCCUUGUUGGCAGAAGCCAAAGCUGCGGCGGAAGCGGCCAAACUGCAGCUGGAAGCUGCGAAGCUUCGAGCAGAAGCAGAUGAGCUGCGCAAAGCCACAGCCACUGCGCAGCGCAAGGAACGAGCUGUGAGGAUUUUGGGGUCUGACGAGGUGAUGGGCAUUGGAUUGCCGGAACUCAUGGCACGACUUCAAGAAGAAGGAACUGAAUUGACAGGUGAACAAGGCUUGGCACUGGCACAGGCCAUGGGUUUUCAGGAAGAGCCAUACUUCUUCCGCUUGGAGGACUUGGCGUCCGAAGCCUUUGACAAGAAACUCUCUGCGAUCCAAGCAGAAAAUGUGAAGGCGAGGCAGGCGGAAGCCAAGAAGCGGGAAGAAGAACGGGCAAACCAAGCGGCCAAUGCGGCAAACGCGGCCAGUUCAACGACAGUUUCACCUGAAAUGGGAGAAGUCGUGAACGACGAUCGCAGUUUGGGUCCGCGACUUACCGGAAGCCUCGCCUACAUCUUGCCGUUGACUGAGGCCUUUAAAUUCAUGCUGCCACUGGUGCAGCAGUUCCACCCUUUAGGGGUGAUCUUUGGACCGAUCACCCUGUUGACAGUGCUCCUGAAUACCAUCCCCUUUAUUCCACUCAUUCUCUUCGUGACAUUCAUCAUCUUUGCGCAAGUGAAGGACAUUCCGCGCCUGGUUCGCUUCAACUUGGAGCAGGCGGUCCUGAUUGACAUGGCGCUGACACUUCCAAGCUUCAUCCUAUCGACCCUGGAAUUUUCUGGGAACUUGGAGGUCGCUUCUAUCCUUGGUGGCCUUACCUUUGCAUUGACCUUCGGCAUUUCGGUGUACGCAGUCCUGUGCAAUCUUGACGGCAAAGAUCCUGAUGGAGUUCCAUUGAUCUCCAACGUGACGAAGAACGUGGUAGACCGAGGAACGUUUUUCGAUCCUCCAAAAGAGGACAAUAAAUGA